Molecule: messenger RNA, 654 nt
Organism: Ambispora leptoticha
Lineage: Eukaryota; Fungi; Glomeromycota; Glomeromycetes; Archaeosporales; Ambisporaceae
Source: the annotation of a GenBank genome assembly
AUGAUACUGUUGGUGUUAGCGAGGGUCAUGACCGGUGUCAAAGUCCUCAAUCAUUCAUCCAAGGGUUGUGCCUCCACGCCUUCUAAACAGCUCGCAAACAUGACAGAUCUUUCAGCUUUCCCACAGCAGUUAUGCGAGUAUUUCGGCGGAAAUUCUAAAGGUGCGAUGUGGUACAGCUUUCCUCAAGAGAAAUGUGAUAAAUUACCAGCAGUCUUCGGCGGCAUUUUGAUGCUUGAGUCAAUGAAUGCAGACCAAAAAACGGAAGAACAGUGCUAUGCCAUGUAUAUACAAUGCUUGGGAAUUGCGAUUGACUUGCUCGAAAAGCAUGUAACGGAGUUCUCAACAUCCAUACCUGUAAUACUAGUUUUUUACGGUCGUUUACAACUGAAAAACAGCUAUAGACGUGUUCGGAAGACUUUAUCAAACGUCUGCGAAAAAGUGCAUGUCGAAGGCGUUUUCUCUCGUCGUGCCAUCAUUAGAAAUUUAAUCAAAGUCGACAAUCCUCUCUCAGAUGGCAGCUUUCAGGUGGAAAUGAAGUUACCAGAAAGCAUUGAUGUAGAGUCAUCAAUCUUGGUAGAAGUUGAAGCUGGCGUUAUAAUGGUUACAGUAAAAAAGAAAGGGGUUAAGGGGAGAAAGUUGCUUGAAAUUUUGUAA